Molecule: messenger RNA, 3240 nt
Organism: Solanum tuberosum (potato)
Lineage: Eukaryota; Viridiplantae; Streptophyta; Magnoliopsida; Solanales; Solanaceae
Exons: 5
Coding region: 1-3240 (1079 amino acids)
Molecular function (GO): nucleic acid binding
Source: RefSeq, a predicted model, not a curated record
AUGGUGAUGGAUGGUGUAAACAUUAAUCCUGCGUUUUCUUCUGUUCUAGGCACAAAUCGAACUGUGAUUGAUCACAAUCACCCUCUGUUUCUACAUCCAAAUAAUACUCCAGGUAGCUUUCUUGUUUCUCUUCAGCUCACUAGAUCUGCAAAUUAUGCUCUGUGGAGCAGAUCUAUGAAAUUAGGUCUGCUAGGAAAGAGUAAACUAGGAUUUGUCGAUGGAAGACACACUAAAGAUAAGUUUGAUGCAUCCUUACAUGAUCAAUGGGAGAAAGUGAAUGCUUUAGUGUUGUCAUGGAUCAUGAAUGCUGUGAAAUCUGAUCUUCUAAGCAGCAUUAUCUAUGCUUCGAAUGCUCACAAGGUGUGGCUUGAUUUACAGGAGAGAUUUGAUACUAUUAAUGGUUCUAGAAUAUUCUAUCUUCAUAGGGAGAUUGUUACUCUUACACAAGGAACUCAGUAUGUAUCUGACUAUUUCUCUAAAAUGAGAACUCUCUGGGACAAUUUGAUGCACUCAUGCCAUGUCCAGGGUGUAAUUAUCCUGAAUCUCGCAAUUAUUCUCAACACUGUGGCUAUCAGAGACUUACAAUUUCUCAUGGGCCUUAAUGAAACAUAUGCUCAAUGUAGAAGUCAACUUCUAAUGAUGUCUCCGCUUCCUACUCUAAAUAAGGCCUACUCACUGGUAAUUAGUCAGGAAAGUCAGAGAUCCAUAGCUAGUUUAUCACCAGUAAGUCAGGUAGUUGAGUCUAUUGAAGGAACAGGCUUCUUUAGUCAUAAAGGAGGAACUAGAGUAAAUAAUGGUAGGAAUAACUACAGCGGAGGUAAGAUGAAUUCAAGGAGAAACUUUUCAGGAGGAGGCUCCAGUUAUGGAGGAAACUACUCAGGCAGGAUGCCUCCUGCCAGUGGAGUUAAACCACCAAAGAAGAGCUCAAUAAUAUGUGAGUAUUGCAACUAUAAUGGUCACACCAAAGAGCAGUGUUACAAACUGAUUGGGUAUCCACCUGAGUGGCCCUCAUCUAAGAAGAAAGGAGUGUUUGCUAAUCAAGUAGGAAGUUAUGGUAAGUCUGAAUCCGGAGUGAACUGUUCUAGUGAUUCUGAGACAGCAACUCAAUGCAAUCUAGGAACCACUCAAUCCAGUGCAGGUUCACAUGGUUCACUUCCUCCAUAUUUCACUCAAAAGCAAUACACUCAGAUUAUUCAGAUGCUUAGCAAAGGUAAUGAGUGGGAACCUUCCAAUGCAGGUAUACAGACUGCUUCAUUUCCUAGUAAUGUAGAUACUAGUUGGAUAAUGGAUACAGGUGCAUCCAAUCAUAUGACCUCAAAUUAUCAUAUGCUGUCUAAUUAUACUGAAGUUUCAAAUCCUGAGAAGAGCAAGGUUAUUCUACCUACAGGAGGGACAGUACAAGUAUAUCAUACUGGAAGCUCCCAUGUUUUAAAUAAUAUGAUCACUAAUGUUCUGUUUCUACCAGAUUUCCAGUUUAAUUUGCUAUCAGUUUCCAAGUUGACUAAGGAAUUACAAUGCUCUGUGGCAUUUUUUCCUAACUUCUGCCUAUUUCAGGAUCUCUACACUGGCAUAAUGAAGGGGAUUGGUAGAGAGAGUCAGGGGUUGUAUGUGUUGAAGGAUAAGGCUAUCACUCAAUCUCAACAAUGUUUUUUUUAUAGUUGUGCAAGUUCUGUUAACCAAAGGUCUCAUUCUAGCAGUCUAUGGCAUAAACGAUUAGGCCAUGCUCCCCUGGAGGUGCUCAAGAAGCAUGAGAGUCUUAAACAUUUGGUCCUUGCAGAUUAUAGUUCCUGUGUCUACACCCCACAACAAAAUGGGGUGGUAGAAAAAAAGCACAGAACUAUCCUAAAUGUAGCCAUGUCCCUUAGGUUUCAGGUUGGAGUACCCUUGAAAUUCUGGAGGGAAUGUGUCACUACGGCUCUUUAUGCCUCCACCAUAUCACUUUCAGAUAAAUUUGCUGCUCGAGCUACUCUUGGUGUCUUCAUGGGAUAUUCCUCCACAAAAAAAGGCUACAACAUCUAUGAUCUUCAUUCUCAAUCCUUCUUUGUCAGUCGAAAUAUAGUGUUUCAUAAGUCCAUAUUUCCUUUCCUUCAUACCAAGUCUCUUGGUUCUCCUAUGUUUCCUGUUCUUCAAUUCUCUCAUCUGGAAGUUCAAUCUAGUAGUCCAUCUCCAAGCCCACCACCUCCUCAGCUUAUUCCUCAGCCUCCACCACCAGUCCCAUCACCAGUUGAACCAAGAAAAUCUACCAGAAACAGACAUCCUCCUAGAUGGAUGACUGAUUUUGUUACUCUAUCCUCUUACACUUGUUCAUAUCCCAUGUCCUCAUAUGUCUCUUACUCUAAUCUUUCACAGUCCUAUCAGUAUUCCCUACAUGCCUACUCCUCUAUUUCUGAACCUUCAUCUUUCCAGCAAGCUUCCUCAUAUCCCUCUUGGGUACAGGAUAUGCAACUUGAAAUAGAUGCAUUAGAAUCCAAUCACAACUGGUCUAUUGUAGAACUUCCUCCUGGUAAGGUUCCUAUUGGCUGUAAGUGGGUGUACAAGGUGAAAUAUAAAUCUUCUAGUGAAGUGGAAAGAUCUUUAAUAGCACUUGCAGCUUCCAAACAGUGGUGCAUUUUUCAGAUGGAUGUCCAUAAUGCCUUUUUAAAUGGUGAAUUGGUAGAAGAGAUGGGAUUCACUCAAAGUCACUAUGACUACUCUUUGUUUACCAAGAAGUCAGGAGAAGAGUUAGUGAUAAGUAUAGUGUAUGUAGAUGACUUACUAGUUACUGGAAAUAAUCUGAUCUUGAUCAAUAAAGCAAGGGAAGAUUUGAAGCACAAAUUCAAGAUGAAAGAUCUUGGAGAACGUAAGUUCUUUUUGGGGAUUAAAGUAGCCAGAUCACAAGAGGGAAUCAUGAUAUGCCAAAGAAAAUAUGCAUUAGAGUUAGUUUCAGAAACUAGUUUGAGUGGAUCAAAGCCAGUCAAUGCACCACUUGAAGUUAAUCAGAAAUUGACUUAUGUGGAAUAUGACAAAAAUAUAUCUACCAAGACAGGACACAAUGAUGAAACUUUGAGAGAUCCUACAGCAUAUCAAAGGCUAGUGGGGAAGCUUUUGUACCUAACAAUGACCAGGUUGGACAUAGCUUUUGCAGUUCAAGUCGUUAGCCAAUAUAUGCAUUGUCCAAAAAGAUCUAAUAUGGAAGAUGCACUGAGAGUUGUAAGAUAUAUCAAGGGAUCACCAGGAAUUGGUGUACUGAUGCCAUCUUAA